This is a messenger RNA of Cinara cedri, 651 nucleotides long. Lineage: Eukaryota; Metazoa; Arthropoda; Insecta; Hemiptera; Aphididae. The record is from the annotation of a GenBank genome assembly.
AUGUUGGAAAAAUGGAGACAAUAUUUUGACCAACUGCUCAACUGCGAAAAUCCAGAAGAAACUUUUGAAUGGACACUAGUAGAAACCAACGAUUACGAAUGUCUACCCCCUACUAUCAAUGAAACGAGACAACAAAUAUUAAGGUUAAAAAACCAAAAAUCUCCCAGAGAAGAUAGGAUUCAGGGAGAAAUAUUAAAAAAAUUAGAUGAGGAAACAGUAUCAAAAAUACAUAGUAUUAUUGAAAUUGUUUGGCAGGAGGAAAGACUCCAGGAGCAGUGGAAUACUGCGCUAGUGUGCCCUAUUCACAAAAAUAACGACCCCCAGAUAUGCAACAAUUAUAGGGGAAUUGCAUUAUUAAACGUAACCUAUAAAAUUCUUGCAUAUUGCCUAUUAGACAGAAUAAAGCCGAUUGCGGAAGAAAUAAUAGGGGAUUACCAAGGAGGUUUCAGACCAAACAGGUCAACAACAGACCAAAUAUUUGUGAUUAGGCAGACCCUUCAAAAAAUGUGGGAGUUCAAUAAAGACGUGUAUAUAUUAUUUGUGGACUUCAAGAAAGCCUACGACUCUAUCCACAGGGCAAGCUUAAUCAAUAUUCUUGGAAGUGGUGACAGGCUUAAGACAAGGAGAUGCGCUUUCUCCUGUACUAUUUAA